CUCAAACCUCUGACCGGGAGUGUGAGGAUCAGUGAGAGCGACGUAACUGCUUCUAAAUACACAUGAGUGUGUGUUGUACAGCAGGGGAUGAUGGGCAAUUCAAAAGAGCACCAACAUGUCGGCUGCCGGCCUUCUUUUGCAGGAGGAGCAGCUCCUGUGCUGCAUCUGUCUGGACGUGUUCACCGAUCCGGUCACGUUACCGUGUGGACACAACUUCUGCAAAAGCUGCAUCACACAGCACAUGAAUUUUAAUUCCCACCGCCAGUGUCCUCUGUGUAAAGAACCCGUUGAUAAGAAACAAAAACUUGUGGUCAAUACGUUCAUAUCUGAGAUGGCCGUCCAGUUCAGACAGUCAGCUGGAAGGAACGCCAGCAGCAGCAGCUCAGAGCAACACGAGGAAACCAACCCAAGGAAAGUUUCUAAUGACGUUCCCAUUGGACUAAAACGGAAGUCCAGGCUGCUGUUAGCAAUGAGCCUGACAUUUCUAACCAUCUGCUUAGCAACGAAUUUAAAGCUUCAUCAAAUAGUAUCCAACCUGAACUUUCAUCAGCUGUUUGAUGCCGUUGAGAUGCCGGCAGACAGCAUGUGUACUGAACAUGACAAACCUGUGGAGCUCUACUGCAAGAAUGAACAAAUGUCCGUUUGUCGCGCCUGUGCUGACUCCAGUCACAGAUUUCACCACGUAGUUUCUCUGAAAGAAGAAUUUGAAGUAAAGAAAGCAGAGCUGCGGAAAGCAGAGGCUAAACUUCAGCAGAUGAUCCAGGAGAGACGACUAAAGGUUCAGGAGGUCGAACACUCGGUAAAGCUCAGCAGGGAAGCCGCAGACAGAGAGACGGCAGACGGUGUUCAGGUCUUCGCCGCUCUGACUCAGUCCGUGGAACGAGCCAAGGCCGAGUUCAUCGGGACGAUCAAAGAGAAGAAGAGAGCGAAGGAGGAACAGGCCAAAGAUGUCAUCCGAGAGCUGGAGCAGGAGAUCUCCGAGCUGACGAGGAGGCGCGCUGAGGUAGAUCGGCUCUCGCGCUCUGAAGACCACCUCCACUUCCUCCGCACCUUCUCGACCCUGAACGCUGCUCCGCCCACCAACAACCGGACAGAGAUCAGCACUUGUCCUGCAUCAUAUGCAGGAAUCAUCAGGACGGCUGUGUUGAGCGCUGUGAACCAGCUGACAGAGACAAUCACACAGGAGAUGAAGAAGCUGCAGGAAGACGAGCUGAGACGAGUCCAGCGGAACGCGGCGGACGUGGCGUUGGAUCCUGAUACGGCACAUCCUGCUCUCGUCCUGUCCGAUGACGGGAAACAAGUACGUCACGGUGACGUGUGGAAGAAACUCCCAGAGAACUCAAAGCGAUUUGAGACUGCGAUCAGUGUUUUGGGAAAGCGGGGUUUCUCCUGUAGAAGGUUUCACUAUGAUGUUCAGGUUAAAGGGAACAUUGGCUGGACUUUGGGCGUGGCCAAACAGUCAGUCAAUAGGAAGGGAGAAAUUACACUGAACCCUGAGAACGGCUACUGGACUCUGUGUCGGAGGAAUAGAAACAGGUACUUCGCACUUGACGACCAGCCCGUCCCUCUCUCUGUGAAUGAUCAUCCAGAGAAGGUGAGAGUGUUUGUGGAUUACGAGGAAGGUCUGGUCUCCUUUUAUGACGUGGACACAGCAGCUCUUCUCUACUCCUUUACUGGCUGCUCCUUCACUGAAAAACUCCUCCCAUUCUUCAGUCCUGGCACGAGUGACGGCGGCAGGAACUCCGCCCCCCUGAUUAUCUCUCCUGUCGAUCAGUCAGUGUUGUAGAACUCGGGUCUCCGCCUCGGACUUGAGUCCUGAUUUUUAGGACUCGUGACUCAACUUGGACUUGAGCGCUGAUGACUUGGACAUGGACUCGAGUAUUGACGUUGCACUUCCCAACGAGUGCAUUUGUUGUUGUGUCAUACGUGAUGAAAUGUUGAUAGUUGUGUUAUUUGUGUUCAGUGUAAACCUUGAAUCCAUCUUGGAACUUGACGCAACCUUGAUGACUCUUCUUUGGUGACUUGGUUUCUCAGACUCGAACACGGGGGACUCGAGACUCGGCUACACAGCUACAGAUCUCACUGCUCUUUGUUUUUUUACUCUUUUGUUCCUGCCGUGUUUUAUACUUAUAUUAUUAUAUUUUUAUACGGGGUGGGUGUAAUAGUGUCAUUAGGUUUUGGUUGGUAGUAAACAAGAGCGUAGGUUUGGUUUCAGAAGCUUGUAGUUUGACUUUCCUCUGACAGAGUUAGUAAGAAGCUGUAAAGGUGGACUGGUGACAGUGUUUCUCUGUGGUCUCAUUUAGACACCCUUUAGCAAUCGAGAUACCUGCAGUAUCUCCACGACUGCUCAAUGCAUCAUGGGAGUUCCCCCAGCACUCUAGUCCUAUAGCAGCUACACUAAGGGCUGGUUCAGGGCUCACCUGAGCAACUUGUAACUGUAAAGCUUUAUGAAAGAGGACAGUUUGAAGCCCGAUCUUAACUGUAACAAUCUUAAUGCCUUCGGGCCGACGUUAUAAUGAGCCCCAACUAAUCGUUACUCCAAGUCCUUUAUUCCUUCAGCUAUUAGGCAGCUCAACAGAGACAAUACUCAUAUUAACUAUAUGUAGUUGGUCGGUUGUCUGUUGAGAUUGAAUGUAUGGAGUGGGAAACUACAAAUGAAUUCCCGUUUGGGGAGAAAUAAAGUUUUCUGAACUGACCUAACAGUGAACUAUGAGCUCUUUAAGAUUCGAAGGUCACCAUCGCAGUACAACAAGGAACAACAAGUCGACAAGUGAUAAGGUAGAUGCAAGUUAUUUG
Messenger RNA from Seriola aureovittata, 2796 nucleotides. Its product is annotated as E3 ubiquitin-protein ligase TRIM21-like. The transcript is spliced from 2 exons. NCBI's taxonomy places the organism in Eukaryota, Metazoa, Chordata, Actinopteri, Carangiformes, Carangidae. The record is from RefSeq and is a predicted model, not a curated record. The coding region runs from base 116 to 1786 and encodes 556 amino acids. Gene Ontology annotation, molecular function: zinc ion binding; protein binding.